Molecule: messenger RNA, 1854 nt
Organism: Vidua macroura (Pin-tailed whydah)
Lineage: Eukaryota; Metazoa; Chordata; Aves; Passeriformes; Viduidae
Gene: TYW2
Product: tRNA methyltransferase 12 homolog
Exons: 7
Coding region: 93-1340 (415 amino acids)
Biological process (GO): tRNA methylation
Cellular component (GO): cytoplasm
Molecular function (GO): tRNA methyltransferase activity
Source: RefSeq, a predicted model, not a curated record
GGCCUCCGGCCAGCCCCGCGGCCUCAGGGGAGCCGCUUCGGGCGCCGGGGCGCAGCCCCCGGCGAGCCUGACACCGCCUGGGGCUCGGCAGGAUGGAAGCCGCGGAGGUCCCGGCGGUGGCCACGGAGCGGAGGUUCGCCCAGCGCCUCAGGGAACGCCUGGAAGAGGAGCGGCUCCUGGACGGGCGGUACCGGCUGCAGCGGGCGCCGGGCGGCCGCGUGGCCCUGCCCGUGCUGGAGGAGAAGCUCUCGCAGCUCUGCCUGCCCCCGGAGAUGCCGUGUGAGCUGCUCCGCAUCCAGGAGCCUGUCCCCUCCAGGGCCGCCCGCCGCCGCACGCCGGCCCGGAGGCUGCGGGACGAGCUGCGGCGGCUGCUGGGUGCGGGCUGGUCGGCGGAGCUGGAGCGGGACGUGCCGCACGCCUGGCAGAGGCACGGCGACAUGGUGCUGCUGAGCGAGGACAGCUUCAGGGCUGCGCCCUGGGACAGGCUGGGCUCGGCGCUCUGGCAGGCGGUGGCCUCGGCUCUGGGGGCCCGGCGGGUGGCCAGGCGGGGACGGGUGAUGCCGGAUGGGAUGCGGACCCCCAGCGUCACCCUGCUGCUGGGCCAGCACGGCUGGGUGGAGCACGUGGACAACGGGAUCAGGUACACCUUCGAUGUGACCAAGUGCAUGUUCUCCCCGGGCAACAUCACGGAGAAGCUGCGUGUGGCCUCGCUGCCCUGCUCCGGGGAGGUCCUGGUGGAUCUCUAUGCAGGCAUCGGCUAUUUCACUCUGCCCUUCCUGGUGCACGCGGGGGCCGCCUUUGUCCACGCCUGUGAGUGGAACAGCCACGCCGUGGAGGCCCUGCACAGGAGCCUGGUGCUGAACGGCGUGCGGGAUCGCUGCCGCAUCCACAGCGGGGACAGCCGGCAGCUGCAGCUGCGGGACGUGGCAGACAGGGUGAACCUGGGGCUGAUUCCCAGCUCGGAGGAAGGCUGGCCGGUGGCCUGCCGCGUCCUGAAGAAGGACACGGGCGGGGUUCUCCACAUCCACCACAACGUGGAGGCCGGCCCGGCGCCGGCCCAGCUGCCGGCUGAGCGGGGCUCUGCAGGGGCAGCCAGCUCCGCGGGAGAGGCACGGCGCCCGACAGAGCCCGGUGGGGAGGACACGCCGGGGGCCAGGCUCAGACCCGAGUGGCGGAGCUGGGCUGAAGGCACGGCCGCACGGAUCCGGGGGCUGCUGGCAGAGCUGCACGGGCGGCCGUGGCGCACCAGCGUCCUGCACGUCGAGGCAGUGAAGUCCUACGCGCCUCACGUGCAUCACCUCGUGCUGGACCUCGAGUGCCGGCCUGCGCCGCCCGUUUAGCGGGGCGUGGGCACCGCUGGGGCUCCAGCUCCCGUGGAAGGGUGGUAUCAAGCACCAGGGGCAGGGAGAUGCUACCAGCAGUGUCCUGCUGCCAGCCUGGAUGUGCCUUAUGUCCCCUGGUUCCCAGGUGGCAGCACUGCCCAGCAGUGCCAGCAGGGCACACAGGGUUGUGCUCCCCACGGCAGAUCCCUUCAGGAUCCAGACGAGGAUGGGGCAAGCUGGGGCACAGAGUGCCAGUGUUCUGCCCUGGCUCUGCCACUCGCUGCCCAGGUCUCGGACAUGUGGUAGCACCUUGAGCCCCAUUUUCACACAGGAGAGAGCCACAGUGCUGAGAAGCCUUGGGUUCCUGCUGAGUUCAUUUCAGCAGGUCAGGGACAAGCUUUGUGCUUGUAUUUACCAGCAUGCUUUUUUAAUGUAUUGGAAGCAAGUCUCUUCAUCCCGUUUCCUUCCUAUCUUUUUUUUUUUUCAGAAAUAAAGAUAUUUCUCACCACCUCUUGUUGGUGUCCAGUUAAAA